Molecule: messenger RNA, 2489 nt
Organism: Boleophthalmus pectinirostris (great blue-spotted mudskipper)
Lineage: Eukaryota; Metazoa; Chordata; Actinopteri; Gobiiformes; Gobiidae
Gene: slc50a1
Product: solute carrier family 50 member 1
Exons: 6
Coding region: 139-816 (225 amino acids)
Biological process (GO): carbohydrate transport
Cellular component (GO): membrane
Molecular function (GO): sugar transmembrane transporter activity
Source: RefSeq, a predicted model, not a curated record
CGGAAGUCAGCUGCAGCGAGCAAACGUCAGCACAAGACUGACUGCAUUUUUUUAUUUCUUGAUCUCUUGCAUCUCAAAGGGCGCAAAGAUCGAUACUUUUUGCUUUAGACGUAUUUAAUUUUCUUUUUCUUUCGCUCCAUGGAGUUGCUGUCGCUUCUGUCAUGGGCCUGCAUCGUGUUUACGGUCGGGAUGUUCUCGACUGGGCUGUCCGACUUGAAAAAAAUGCGGGAAACAAGAAGCACGGACAACAUUCAGUUCCUACCCUUCCUCACUACCUGUCUUAAUAACCUGGGCUGGUUGUAUUACGGGAUCCUGAAGAGGGACCAGACCAUUGUUUUGGUGAAUGUCAUUGGUGCCUCACUGCAGACGCUCUACAUCAUUGUGUUCAUUCACUACGCAAAGCAGAAGAAGCCGUUCAUGUCCCAGACGCUGUUCGCAGGUGCCGUUUUGGCUGGAGGCUGGUUCUACUUCUCCACUUUUCUUCCGCAAGGAGAAACUCAACUCAACCAGCUCGGCCUGACGUGCAGCGCCAUCACCGUCAGCAUGUACCUGUCCCCGCUCACAGAUCUGGUAAAGCGCUUCAUCAUUUUUUCAAACAUCAUCCGCAGUGGUAACGUGCAGUGCUUGUCCUUCCCUUUGACUGUAGCCACCUUCUUCACCUCCACGUCCUGGGUUCUCUACGGCCAACAGCUGAAUGACUACUACAUCAUGGUUCCCAACACGCCCGGCAUCCUGACCAGUGUUAUCCGCUUUUAUUUAUUCUGGAGGUUUGCACCUGGUUCAAGCUCACCUGGUUACAAGUCUAUGGCAAUGUGAAAAAUGGAUGGAAAAAGUUACACAAACUUUAGGGAAAUGUGGUUACAGACAAAUCAUGUGCAAUGUCCCAUUUACCUGCACAGAGCCUAAAAGCACAAGUGGUCUGUCAUUAAAGGAGACAUAUGAUGCAAAAUCGACUUGAGCGAGCGUUUAACCAUGUUGUAAUGGUUUCCCCUCAGAGCUGUAAUUUAAAAAAGUUAAAUUUUCAGCUUUCACCAAUCAAAUCUUCACACAAGUGAUACACAUUUUCUACAAAUAGUAAAAAUGGUCUUUUCAUGAUUAUUAAAUACCAGAGGUGGGGACUUGCAAGAUGUGACUUGGACUCAAGUCAGACUUGAGCCACUUAUUUUUAGGACUUGAGACUUGACUUGAUAAAAUGGACUAAGACUUGGAACUCGACUUGGACUUGAGGUCUGCAACUUUAGAAGACUUGAGAAGCACUUUUAAAUCAGAAUUUUUUCUGUUCUGAUUCACACUAAGAUCUUGUCAAGACAUUUAAAAAGGAAAAAAAUACAUUUCUACAACUUUUUUAUAAUCCAUAAAUACUCAUAUAUAGAUAUACUAUGAUUUUUUUGGUACAAAUUAUCUUAAAAUUGAUAUAAAUUGCAAAAACAUAAGCUAUAGUUGGUACUUUGGUUUAAAGACUUGAAAUUACUUGAAGCUUAAAUCAAAUGACUUGGACUUAUGGGCCAGUGACUCGAGACUUGACUUGGACUUGAGGUCAAAGACCCGAGACUUACUUGAGAUUUGCAAAACAACGAUUUGGUCCCACCUCUGCUAAAUACCACAGAGAGCAUAAUAUGUCUUCUUUAAAAGUGCAUUAUGUAUGUUUUCUGAUGGGGAGAGGUCCACCACCUACUUGUCUCCAUGGAGAUGUUAUUGCUUUGGAAGGUUCCACAGUAUGGUAUUAACUCUCACCCUGAAGGCGUUUUUAUUUCUCAAAAAUACCUUUGAAAACAUGGUCGCUUCUCCACAGAUCUGAAAUGUACUUGGCCUCGUGGGGUCACCUGCUUCUCUUCAUGGAGAUAGAAAAGUUUAAUGCCGCACUGUAAAACAUUAACGAAGCGAUAGUACGUCUCUCUGUGGUCAAGCAGGUAGCAGAACUCAAAAAAAGAAAACUUAUGUAAUGUACAAUUUUUUUAAGUUUGUUUUUACGGUCUGUGUUGUGUCUAUCUUCUUAAGUGCCUUUUACAAGCCCAAGUCUGCUGUUUAAAACAAUGGCAUAUUUGGAAAACAACAGCGUUCAUUUUAAAGGCUGGAUCUUAUCUCGCCACAUCAGAUUAGCCAAAGACUUUUGUAGCUCAAGUUGGCUGCUAUUGUGAUUAUAUUUGUCACUUUGUGCAUCGAUACGUGAUUGUGAAUGUGUACAUCUUGCCUUAUGGACCUUGUAACUUUCUCUCAUUGUUUACAACAAUCAAUAGCAGUUAAAUAAUAAUAACUUUAUGAAGACUAUCUAUGAAUUGUUUUGAUACAUAGCCACUUCCUGUUUAUGCUAUUUUUCUAAGCUAUUUUUCAUGAGAUUGCAGCUUUCAACCUUGGGAACACUAAAGAGUUUGUUUACAAGAAUGUGGUCAGGGUUAUGGUGUUUAAUACAUAUAUGUUGUAUAUCUAAGUUAUUGUAAUAGCCAAGUGUCUUAGAAGUACUUUGUGAAUACAUUAUACUUGAGAAACCA